Molecule: messenger RNA, 873 nt
Organism: Sphenostylis stenocarpa
Lineage: Eukaryota; Viridiplantae; Streptophyta; Magnoliopsida; Fabales; Fabaceae
Source: the annotation of a GenBank genome assembly
AUGUCAAGCCCAUUAGAGAGAUACCAGAAACUUGGCUUAAGAGAGGCUCUACAAAAAAAUUACAGAUACCCAAUCGCCUGCAAAGAGCUAAGCUUUAUCCUCAGAGAAGCUUUUCAUCAAAGUCCCAAAAAUUUGCAAUCUAUCAUCUUCCAAGACACCCUCUUCGCCUUUCGUCUCUUCCCAGAAAUAGAGACUAGGAGUGCUGCUUCAGCUGUCCACUACCUCCUUCAGAGUGUAGAAGCAUCACUACCAAAUCGAAAAAAGAAUGUGGCUGUAACAGAAUUUAAACAUGCAAUGGUUUCUCAUAAGAGGCGCAGUAAAGCUACCCUGGUAGAGAAAGAUUCACUGCAACUUCCACAAGAUAUUCUCGUGCACGUUUUCAGUUUUCUUGAUAUGAAAUCUUUGGUUUCAGUGGGACUAGUCUGCCGGUCUUGGAAGGUAGCCGCAAAUGAUAACCAUCUGUGGCGGAUUCAGUAUGCCAUACUGUACGGUAAUGGUGCUAAACUGAAGUAUUUGAAACUGGUUGAAGGGAAGAACUAUAGGUUUUUGCAGGAAACCAUAGAUAAUAAACUUAUUACUGACUGGAAAGGAAGUGUUAAAGGAGCAUACACUGGAGCAUUAUCUACUAUAUUAACAACCAACCGGGGAUAUUGUGGACACUGCAAAUCAGUAGUAUGGCUAAAUAACACAAGAUGCCCCAAUGUACACUCUGGAAUAUCUGAAGUUCAAGAAAUCAAGCCUGUAACAGCAUUCCAGGUUGUGGAAUAUGUUGUGGAUGAUUCUCUGUCCAUAACAUCUUCCUCAGACAGUGACAGUGAUUCGGAAGAAGGACCAAUUUCGAAGUUAUGGGCAUAUCGGAAGUUCAGGAAGUAA